AUGCGGGAGGUAAGAGGCAAGAAGGAGAUGGGGUUCGGGGGUGAGGAAUUAGAGAAAGUUUUCGAGGGUUCCGAAAGUCCUAAAGUCGAAAGUCCUGAAACCGGAAGUCUUGAAGCCGGAAGUCCUGAAACCGGAAGUCCUGAAACCGGAAGUCCUGAGACCGGAAGUCCUAAAACCAAAAGUCUUGAAGCCAGAAAUCCUGAAGCCGGAAAUCUUGAAGUAGGAAAUCCUAAAACCGGAAGUCCUAAAGUCGAAAGUCCUGAAGCCGGAAGUCCUAAAACCGGAAGUCCUGAAGCCGGAAGUCCUGAAGCUGGAAGUCCUAAAGCCGGAAGGUCUAAAAUCGAAAGUCCUAAAGUCGGAAAUCUCAAAGCUAGAAGGCUUAAAGCCGGAAGUCCUAAAGCCGGAAAUCCUAAAGUCGGAAAUCUUCAAACCAAGUCUUGA
This is a messenger RNA of Solenopsis invicta (red fire ant), 441 nucleotides long. RefSeq names its product PLASMODESMATA CALLOSE-BINDING PROTEIN 4-like. NCBI's taxonomy places the organism in Eukaryota, Metazoa, Arthropoda, Insecta, Hymenoptera, Formicidae. The record is from RefSeq and is a predicted model, not a curated record. Bases 1 to 441 code for a protein of 146 amino acids. The transcript is spliced from 2 exons.